Molecule: messenger RNA, 612 nt
Organism: Dichomitus squalens LYAD-421 SS1
Lineage: Eukaryota; Fungi; Basidiomycota; Agaricomycetes; Polyporales; Polyporaceae
Product: mRNA splicing factor
Exons: 4
Coding region: 29-505 (158 amino acids)
Cellular component (GO): post-mRNA release spliceosomal complex; U2-type spliceosomal complex
Source: RefSeq, a predicted model, not a curated record
CCUAAACCGCCUUUCUUCCCAUACAAACAUGUCUCUAGCGGAUACUUCUGAGGCACGCAAGGCCCGCUUGAUCGCACUUCGCAAGCGUAAGGCAGGAGAAGCCGUAGAGGGGGCUGGUGAAGGUGACGAGCCUGUCAUCAAACACCGCACCUUUGAUCCUGAGACAAGGACGCUGAAGAAACGCACAAAUGACGACGACGUCCAAAUGGAGGAUACUGUGGAACACCGCGUCGACGGCUUGGCCGAGAAAAUCAUCGCGGAGGACGCGGAGAGGAGGGCGCAGGACUUAGACCUGUUCAACAUUGCGCCAAAACGUCCAAACUGGGACCUAAAGCGCGAGCUGGAUAGGAAACUUGCCAAGCUCGAGCGCAAGACACAGGAGUCAAUACAUACCCUUAUCCGCCAACGACUAGCGGCCCAGAAAGGCCAGUCCGACGACAUCGUUGGCGCGAUGAACGCGCAGGAACGCGCCGGACAAAACGACGACUCGUCCGAUGAGGACUGAUGUUGCGCGAUGGUGCUAUCUACUGCUAUACUCUCUCUCCCACGUGUUCACAAUGUAUGAUGCGUUUACGUGUACCUGUAUCCUUAUUCUAACAGUGGCGCGGUGCC